AUGGCAAUCAUGAAAUUCAAAAAUUAUCUCAGAGCAUUUAUGCUUCUUGCUCUUACCUUGACAACAUCAGCCGAAGUAUCGUUUGAAAAUUUUGUCGUUUUCGGGGAUGAGUUAUCUGACACUGGUAAUGCAUAUAAGUUGACAAAUUACGAAUACCCACCGUCACCACCUUAUUACAAAGGACGAUUUUCUAAUGGAAAAAAUUGGGUGGAUUAUUUUGUGGAAGAACACGAUCUCUGCUUAUAUAAUUACGCCUACGGAAGCGCUUCCUCUGACAACACGCUAGUUCCAACUUUUACGGGUCCAAAGAACGUAAGCGUUCCCGGAGUCUUUCAACAAGUAAAUCAAUUUUUGGAGAAAGACUGCAAAAAAAUCAAUGUUGAAAAAACUUUAUUUGCGGUCGCAGCGCUUUGCGCCGACUAUGUCUUUACUCUUGGACAAAUUGAUGCUGCAGAAGUUGUAGAACGAGUUGGCAAUUCCAUUAAAGCACUUCAUGAAUCCGGUGAUGCCAAGUAUAUUUUUAUUUCACCUAUUCCGCCAGUUGAUCACGUUCCGGCAAUAAAAAGUUUACCCACUGAGACCGCUGAGCUGAUAGAGAGUAAGAUUGCACUUCAUAAUAAACUUCUCUUUCAGUUCCUUGACGACUUUCAAGCUAAGCACUCCGAGGUUAAGUUAUAUGUCCUCAAAAAUAUGAAUGAAAUAAUUGAUCAUAUGUUUGAACCCAAGAUAUUAAAAGAGCUGGGCAUUACUGUUACCGAUAAACCUUGUGUACCGGACAAUGGAUAUGCAGGAAAAGAUAGUAUUGUUUGUGAUCAUCCUGAAGAAUAUGUAUUUUUUGAUACUUUUCAGGCUUUGAAUACCAAAAUCUACAAAUAUAUAUCUGAUGAAGUUACCAAGCUUGUAUGGCUUUGA
This is a messenger RNA of Acaulospora morrowiae, 912 nucleotides long. The record is from the annotation of a GenBank genome assembly. Lineage: Eukaryota; Fungi; Glomeromycota; Glomeromycetes; Diversisporales; Acaulosporaceae.